This is a messenger RNA of Meira miltonrushii, 2305 nucleotides long. RefSeq names its product acetyl-CoA synthetase-like protein. Bases 100 to 2235 code for a protein of 711 amino acids. The transcript has a single exon. The record is from RefSeq and is a predicted model, not a curated record. NCBI's taxonomy places the organism in Eukaryota, Fungi, Basidiomycota, Exobasidiomycetes, Exobasidiales, Brachybasidiaceae. Gene Ontology annotation, molecular function: CoA-ligase activity.
UUUAGCAUUCACAUGAUACGGACAUACAAUCAACCGGUACUAAAAUGAUAAGCCACAAAAGAGAUUAGCAUCCCUCUUUGACACCAUCAUCCCUACAUCAUGAUAUUCAAAUCACCUCAUCCUACCCUUGACCUCCCUCAAGGGGAAGAGGCAGUCUUGCCUAGAUUCCUCCUUGAUCCAGCUCAAACGUCUGAUCGUUCAACACAACCUAUCCUCUAUCCACCUCCUUCUUCCGGAAAAGCAUUCACAUCAAGACCCAAUGCAAAAGCACUCAGUCUGAAAAAUAUGUGCGAACUAGCAUACGGAAUAGCAAAUGGUUUGAUUAAUGGUAAACUCGAUCAAGGAAAUCAACCAUUCGAAAAAGGUGAUGUGAUUGCAAUUUAUUCUCCAAACCAACAUGAUUAUGUUCCAAUCGUUUUAGCCAUUCAAAUGGCAGGUGGAAUACCGGCACUUUGUAAUCCUUCUUAUAAACCAAACGAAUUAGCACAUCAAUUACGUAUGACCCGUGCAAGAGCAAUUUUCACAACCGCCGAUGCUGGGCUACAAAAGCCACAGGAUAAGAAACAGCCCAAAGCAACGACUCUAGAAACACCAUUCACACGAGCUCAAGAAGCUGCCAGAUUGGCUUUCGAGGAAAAGGGAGACGCAGACACUGGCGGAUUCGAUAAGCUUGAUGGAGAGCCGGCCGUUUUGGUAUUCGAAGAUGAUGACAAGAAAGGUAUUCGGAACGUCCUUCUUGGAACCCAAACAAAGAUUAGCGAAGAAGAUCGCAAGAAAGUGUCAGAAAGAGCAACCGCACUAAAAAGUACAGAUGCAGCAGUCUAUUGCUUCAGUUCAGGAACGUCUGGCUUACCAAAAGCAGUUGUGCUAACGCAUGGCAAUUUGGUAUCCAAUACGAUCCAAGCUACGUUCUUGCUGUAUGACCGCAUGAAUAAGGCUGUGGAAAACGGUGCCAGGUUCUCAAAAGAUGGCACGGAUGGCUGGUACGACAAAGCACAAGCAAAAGGUGCCGGGAAAGAGUAUAGGCCGGAGAAGAAAGUGCAGGCCUCACCCGCAAAAGAAGGAGAAGCGAGCAAGAAGACGUCCAAAAAAGGUAUCAAUAAGCUCAUAAGUCAAUUUAAGAAAGGCUUUGGUGCGGUCGUAGAAGUUGAGAAGAAUGGUACUCCAAAAGCGAGCGAAAGUUCCGCUUCGAGUCCCAGUUCCAGUCCAGAGGAAAAACCUGCACCGCAAUACCUUGGCGAAACUGGAUUUGCAAGGAUUGAAAGUCGACCAAAAGGUGAACAAGAAUUUCAUAUCGAUGUGCUUCCCCAGUUCCACUGCUAUGGUCUCUUGGUAAACUUAGUGGCCAUUCACACUCUUACACCACGCAUCAUCUUACCUAGAUUCCAUUUGGAGACAUAUCUAUCCAGUAUUCAAGAGCAUGGUAUCACCUUUGGGUUUGUUGUUCCUCCAAUCUUGCUGGCUUUGGCUCAACAUCCUCUUGUGGACAAAUAUGACGUUUCUACAUUAUGGCGUGUUGCCAGUGGAGCAGCAAGUUUACCAGAUGAAAUCACAAAUGCCGUCGGUGCACGAUUAGGAAUCGUUUGUACGGACGGAUAUGGAAUGACUGAAAUGAGUCCGAUCGUUGGGAUGCAAACCGUUAGUGACGUAAAGAUUGCUCCUAAUACUGUUGGAGUUUUAGCACCCAAUACGGAAGCAAUGGUUUUGGAUCAUGAGGGAAAACAAUUGGGACAUAAUGAGCCCGGUGAACUGUUGUUGAGAGGACCACAGAUGAUGCAUGGCUAUUUACGUAACGAAGAAGCAAACGAGAAAGCAUUCUUUACGGAUGAAAACGGUCAAAAAUGGUUAAGGACGGGAGAUGUGGUAAAGAUUGAUGAAAGUGGAUAUAUCAAGAUCACUGAUCGAUUAAAAGAUGUUAUCAAAUCAAAAGGUUUUCAAGUUUCACCGGCAGAAUUGGAAGGAAUCUUGUUCAAGGAUGAACGUGUGAAAGAUGCUGCAAUUAUUGGUUCGAUUGAUCCACACGAUGGCAAUGAACUUCCUUGGGCGUUUAUCGUUCCAAGUCAAACGUUACCUGAAGACGAAAAGGCAAAAGAUGAAAUUGCAACUUCAAUCCUCAAACGUGUUAAUGAACAAGUUGCGGGAUACAAAAAGAUUGCCGGUAUUACUUGGCUUGAUGCUUUGCCAAAGAGUGAUGCUGGAAAAGUAUUGAAAAAGAAUCUUGCCUCUCAAAAAUGAAUAUAUAAUCCUGGAUAUGUACAAUAUAGUGUUUAAUCCUUUAAUUACUGAAUCGAUAAUUUAUCUGACC